CAGUGACAUGUUUUCAGUCCCAGUCCCCCUUGAGGAUGUGAAGUGCAAGCCGUACCCAACGGUUGUUGAAGUUCCACAGCCUGAUCACAGUAAAGGAUUUAAUUAUCCAUUCCACGUUCAGUUGCAUCGAUGUGCUGGUUCUUGUCACAUAAAACCAAGAAUUCAAUCAUGUGAACCUACAGAAACUGAAAAUAUCACCCUUUUGGGAUUCACUGUGUCAUGGUCCUCAUCAAGCGAUAGACGGAACGACUUACACCGCGCCCCAUUACUCGUCAAAAUGCUAAACCACACUAAAUGCGGUUGCAAAUGUAUAAUAAAACCAUCACAAUGYAAUCCUGCAACGCACCGAUUUUCAAAGGAAAUGUGCAGAUGUGAAUGCAAGGAGAAAAACCCACGGUGUCCCAGCUAUCACGUGUGGGACCCCAUAGAAUGCAAGUGUGUUUGCAAUGCUCCGAGAGAUGUUUAUUGUCCCAGAAGAUUUGUCUGGAAUCAWGAGAAAUGUUCGUGCGUGUGCAAAAACACUAGAUGCAGAGCRAACAAAGUUCGAAAUCACAGAAACUGCCGUUGUUAUUGUUCCAAGAAUUUACCUCCAUGUGGUCAAGGACUUGUAAGAAGUCGAAGAGACUGCAAGUGUAAACCUUCUCAUUGAAUAUUUCGUGAAAAACGAACGAAUCAACUCAUUGAAGAAUCUAAGGUGUGGUCCAUCCAGGAGUACCCGGACAUUUGAGGGUCCCCAAUUGGAUUUUACCAUUCAGGAUUAUAGUUUACGAGCAUUAUUAUAAGUAAUACCAUGGAACGACGGAAAUUAGUGAUUCAAUUUCCCCGAAAACCGCUAGGGGAAAUUUGUCUUCUACUAAAUUUCCCUUGCAUAAAUUAAAUAGACAUAAAUUUAGUUAAAGACGAAAAAAUCUAAAUUUGCCUCAUGUUAUUCAUGAAGGAAAUUCGGAUUUGUAAACCCCUAGGAAGACAAUGGAAUCCGAGGUGAUCAUGGUAUUACUAUAGGUUAAUAGAACAGUGUACAAAAAUUUUUUACAAACUUUUCAUACUUUCUAGUGUCAGAAAUCGGCGCAGAAUUAAUUUAUGUCUAUUUUUAGGGUCAUUUUUAUACCCGAUCGUCCAGCCCCUCUAACRCAUUUGUAAAGGAGUACCCCCUGACCAAAAGCAAAACGUUGCUGCAUGCAAAGGAUCAAGCCAAGAGAAUAUCGAGUUAUUUCUAGUGAAUGGGCCUUGUCAAUAGAAUGCAAACGCCAAAAUCAUCUAGGACAACCCAGCUGGUUAUAAGAAUCUAAAAUUUAACAAYUUGUCAGGCUGAAAUUUUUAUUUUUAUAAGUCACCUUUCAUAUACGAACCAUUUCCAAGUAGGUUCUUAAUUUACAUAUAUGAAGUCAAUCUGUUAUAUUUUCUUGCAAAAAAAAUUUUCCAUAAUUUCCAUACCUUGCAAAAGAUGACUGAUUAGUCGAAAACGUUUGUACUUAAAACUUUUAAUACGCCUUAAGUUCUUAACAUACUAAUAGAGCAAAUAUUAUGUCAAUGAAAAACAAAAGAAAGAAAGAAAGAAAAAUUAUAAUAAAAGACGAAUCUUGGUUUACUGCAUGGUACGAUCAUUUAAACUGGAAAAUAAUUGUAAAUAAAUUUAUUAGUGAAAUAUC
Exaiptasia diaphana is the source of this 1649-nucleotide messenger RNA. RefSeq names its product balbiani ring protein 3. The record is from RefSeq and is a predicted model, not a curated record. The coding region runs from base 8 to 649 and encodes 213 amino acids. Gene Ontology annotation, biological process: positive regulation of protein autophosphorylation; positive regulation of cell population proliferation. Gene Ontology annotation, cellular component: membrane. The transcript has 2 exons. NCBI's taxonomy places the organism in Eukaryota, Metazoa, Cnidaria, Anthozoa, Actiniaria, Aiptasiidae. Gene Ontology annotation, molecular function: growth factor activity; growth factor receptor binding.